Messenger RNA from Didymodactylos carnosus, 1164 nucleotides. NCBI's taxonomy places the organism in Eukaryota, Metazoa, Rotifera, Eurotatoria, Philodinida, Philodinidae. The record is from the annotation of a GenBank genome assembly.
AUGGGUGAUGCACCUCUGAGAAUUUUCGAAAGGACAAAUCAUUCUGUUAUUUAUAUCAGAAUUCCCUUUCUACCUCCAUCGCCAGCCAACGAGAAUUCGAAUUAUCAGCAGCGACCGGCAUUAUGGACUGGCAAAGAUGUUGUUGAUUUUAUGAGAAAAGCCUGGGACCUUGAUCCUCCAGAGCUGAUUAUAUCGGUGACUGGCGGUGCUAGAGAUUUUAAAAUGCCUACACGUUUGCGUAAUGCAUUUCAAAGAGGAUUGAUAGCAGCUGCUGAGACUACAGAUGCUUGGAUCAUAACUGGCGGGACCAACUCUGGUGUUAUGAAAGAAGUCGGUGAUGCUAUUGAUAAGUAUCGCUACAAAAAUACAAAAAAACGAUCAGAAAUUCCCUGUAUUGCAAUAUCUAGCUGGCAUUACACCACAGACGUUGAAGAUUUAAGACAAAUACCGCCAGAUCCCCAUUCGAUUGAAGCCGUAACCUCUACCAUUCUCGAUUUGACCAUCGAGAAUACUGUCAGCCGAGUUAAAUCAUACAAUAAUCGAAAACCAGAUCAUGAAAUCGAAGAAGGUUGUGAUAUUGAUCCCAAUCACACACAUUUUAUACUGUUAGACGACGGUUACCCACCGAAAGGGAAAAAUGAGGGGGAAGACUGGCGAAAAUUUUAUCCAAAAGAACAAGCUAAUUGUAGAGCUGAUCUUAUCUUAAAUAUGCGAGCUGAAAUAGAGCAAGAAGCUGCAAUGAUGCCAGGCGAAGCGAUUAAAAUUCCAAUUAUUCAAGUUUUAACAGAAGGCGGCGCUUCUUCGAUUUUAACGAUUUGCAACGCUUUAGAGAAAAAUACGCCAGUUAUUGUUAUUAAAGAUUCUGGACGAGCAGCAGAUACGAUUGCUGCACUUCAUAAGCUCUUAUAUGGCGUCGAAACAGAUCGAUUCCUUAAAAUAUACGAAGAUUCAGAAAAAAAUCAAGAAAUACAACAGAAAUUUAAUCGAACAUUAGAGUUAAUGGAUAAUCAAAUAGUGAAUAAUACCAAUCGAACCGUCUUCGGAAAUUUAAUGAAAUCUAAAAAAGGAUAUUUUUUAAUCACCAUAUUUCAGUUUCGAUUGGGCGAGGUGGAAAAUAAACUAGAUGAUGCCAUUUUGCAAGCACUAUUUAAUGGUAUUACAUAG